AGCGGUGCUACCCACUGUGAACAGCCACAGCCACAACAAAGCAUACGGGGAAGGUGAUUCCUCUCAAACCUUUUGGAAAGGCCUUUUUCUUCUCUCUCUAAAUAGAAAAGAGGGCACUGCGCAUCGAAGAAGCAAUGUUUAGUUGGUUCACGGGAGGGGAUGACAAGCCAAAGAUAAACGAGCUGCAGAGCCCCGGCUUUCAUCCCAUUGUCCUCCCUCCCUCCAACGCUGCGCAGACCAGUCCGUACACAGCACCGACCGUCACGAAGGUGAACUCGUCGCCUUCACCACCCAUCACCCUCGCACAACCUUCUGCUGCUGCUGCGAGUUCUGUGACCCCUAUCUCACGUGCAUCCGAGGCGGUGAACUCCGAAGACGCACCUGCGGACAUUGCGCCUUCGUCUUUCCUGUUUAGCGGGAUGGAAGUGGGCAAAGGACGCCGUCGACGCCCACUCGUGCCCUCGCUGAGUACCAACAGUGCAACGCCCCACGCUGACGAACUGAUCCAUAAAUCCGGUCCUUCUGCCGCUGCUGCUCCUGCUCACGCUGCCACUCCCAGUGAAGAGCAUCACAAAGCUGCGGAAUCCUCUUCGACCUCCCCAGCGGAACUGCGUGAGCGGCUGGACAACUUCUACCGGCUCUACAACCCAGCCAAACUGGCCCAUGUGGAGAUGAUUAUGGAGGCCUACGAGGGACGAGAGGCGCAGCUCUUUCAGGAGUUGGUGCAGCGGUACGGACCGGAGCCGGUGGGGCUGUCGGCGUCGAACGUGCACUCGCUGCCCGCGGUGACGCCACCACGCACGGCGAGCGAGUCGGCGGCUUCUGCGUUUCGCUUCAUUAGUGCGACAGCGGAGGCGGAGGUGGCGGCGUGGGCAGCCGCUCCUCUAACAAACGAAGAGAGAGAGAAGCCGAAUGGGCGUGCGGCAACACCGCCCGUCUGCGCUGCUCUGCGGCUGUCGUCGUCCUCAACUGGUCAAGAGGACGCCGCAGAAGUUGCACAGGAGAGUCAGAGGACCACAACGGUGUCCUCGUCUCCUUCUCCAGCCGCGGUGGAACCUGCAGACCCACAGCAACAGCAAGGGGAGAGAACUUCAGUUGCACAACGGCCCGCUCCUCCGUCACCCACCUCGUCGUCCGCCGCCACAACAACAGCAGGGGAAGAGGCAGAGGAAAAAGAAACGCCAAGUGACCGCCACCGACGCGAACUACGAGUCAGCCAAGGCGUCCUGCUAGAGGCGCGUGCCGCCCUCGCGACCCUCCUCCUUGAGGCGCAACACGCACUGCAGCAGCGCCAGGAGAAGGUCGCCCAUAUCCACGGCGUGGAGUCGCAGAUUCAGGAGUGUGUGCGCGCUGAGCGUUACCGCGAGGCGGAUGUGCUCUCAGGUGACGUGAAGACCACCGCGCAUGAAGUGCAGAGGUGCGACGAGGUGUGGGUCGGGCUUGGCCGGCGCGUCACAGGUGCGCAGCGACAACUCGAGGAGGCGGUACGCGGUGUCGCGUCGCUGCUGCGUGCACAGGAGGCAGAACUGCAGAGCGACGAGGAAAGGGAGCGGGCGCGUGUGCAGGCGCAGCAGCACCGCGACGACUCCGACUUGCGGCUGCGCGAGGAGACGGUGGAGGUGCGCAAGGAGAAUCUCACGUUGAAGAAGUCGGCCGCCGAGGCGCGUCUGCGGGCGGCGCGUGCUGGCGAGGCAGACUUGCAGAAGCGAGUGGAUGCGACGCUCAGCGCUACACGCGCCCAACAGGAGAGUCUCACAAAGGAAGUUGGCGAGCUGGACAGCCAAAUCGAGGACUUAAAGGCACAGCUGCGCCAGCUGGAGGCGAGGCGAGCCGCUGCCCGUGCACAGCUGUCGGCGGUAGAUGAGAAACUGCAAACCGCCAAAGCGGCCCACACAGGCGAGCUCGACGCUGCCGCGGCAGCUGUGGAAAGCGGCGAACGGGAGGUGCAGCGCGUACGUCAGCAGUGGAGCGAUGUGGAGGCGGAGGCGGCACGCAUCGCUGCGGAGCGGGCGGGGCGCGAGGCCGCCACGGCGGAGCUGCAGAGGGAGCUGACGAAGCGCCGAGAGGAGCGGGAGGCGGUGCAUCAGCGCACACGUGCACUGGAGCAGGACACGAUCCCCGCCUCGGACCGCUACUGGAAGUCGUGGCAGGACCUCCUGGCCAUGCGACUGCGCGGCGCCGACGUGCUCUUUGAGAUCCCGGCGGCGUCAUACCCGGAUGAACGCCUCAAAGACACACCCUCCGCCUUGGCCAAGAGGAUGAAUCUGUUAACACAGCUGGACGCGUUGACGAGCGAGCUGGACGCGGAGGAGGAGCUGCGGCGGGAUGCGCAGCGCCGCCUGGAGGUGUGUGAGGCGCGUGUGGCCCCGCUGUGCGCCGCCAAGUCCGCCGCCGUGGCCAGCAAGAAUUUCAAAGAAGCGCAGCACUGUGCUGAUGAGCUGAGGGUGGUCCAGCAGAGCAUAGAGGGCUGCCGGGACGACGUGGAGCUCUACGGAGGGCAGGUGCGAGCGCUAGAGCGGACGAUGCGGCGCCUUCGCAGCGAUCUGGCCACCGUAGAGGCCGAGACGCGGCGCUACGCGUCAGACUUCCGGCGUGACUACGGCGCUGCGGUGGAGGAUUUUGCUGCGACGGCCGCCAACACGCCCGACUACGUGCAGCUGCCAAAGGAGAGCCAAGGCGCCGAUGAACUGGCCGAGGCUGUCCAUGGACUUUGGGGUGCGCUUCGACAGGAGUGGCUGCACGUUCGCGAGAGCAGCACAGCCGCCGCAGCGCCGGACGGAGCGGUAGGGGAGGCAGCUGCCGCGCAGACCUCUUCUCCUCCAGUGCCGUCACCAGCGAGCAGCACGACGGAGGCUGCUGCCGCCACAUCGACAACAGACGACGUACCAAACGAUUCGCUGCCGUCUGCGGAGGAGGAGGAGCUGCGGCGUCGCCUGGAGGAACUGCAGCGUCAGCUGGAAGCGGCAAUCGCGCGGGAGGCCUUCGAUGAAUGCGACGUCAUCCAGCGAGGAAUCGAUCAGCUAGAGGCGAACCUAGCACCAGCGGCUCCGUCGUCGUGA
Leptomonas pyrrhocoris is the source of this 3059-nucleotide messenger RNA. RefSeq lists its product as hypothetical. Lineage: Eukaryota; Euglenozoa; Kinetoplastea; Trypanosomatida; Trypanosomatidae. The transcript has a single exon. The coding region runs from base 135 to 3059 and encodes 974 amino acids. The record is from RefSeq and is a predicted model, not a curated record.